GAGGGGGUAAAUAUUCCAGUGGAUACAAGCCUGGGCUCUUUUCUUGAAGCUUUCUUUCUAUCAAAGGCAUUUGCUGAUAUUGCUGACAUUGAAACAUUAAAAGAAAAUUUGAGAAGCAAUGUGCAUCCUAAAGCUGCAAGUAUUUCUCAUCGUGCUCUCUGUUGCCUUAAACCAUCUGAAAGCUACACCCAUUGAAAGUCAUCAGGUGGAAAAGCGGAAAUGCAACACUGCCACGUGUGCAACGCAGCGCCUGGCAAAUUUUUUAGUUCGUUCCAGCAACAACUUUGGUGCCAUUCUCCCAUCUACCAACGUGGGAUCCAAUACAUAUGGCAAGAGGAAUGCAGUAGAGGUUUUAAAGAGAGAGCCACUGAAUUACUUGCCCCUUUAGAGGACAAUGUAACUCUAUAGUUAUUGUUUUAUGUUCUAGUGAUUUCCUGUAUAAUUUAACAGUGCCCUUUUCAUCUCCAGUGUGAAUAUAUGGUCUGUGUAUCCGAUGUUUGUUGCUAGGACAUAUACCUUCUCAAAAGAUUGUUUUAUAUGUAGUACUAACAAAGGUCCCAUAAUAAAAAGAUAGUAUCUUUUAAAAUGAAAUGUUUUUGCUAUAGAUUUUUAUUUUAAAACAUAAACAAGUCAUUUCGGGACCUAUAUCUCAGUGGCACAGGUUUAAGAACAAAGGAGAAAACGGUAGUUUGAACCUCAGUAAAUUGUAAACAACUAAUAAUAAAGUUAUUCUUGACACUAGAAAAUCAGUAAUUGGACCGGGCGCGGUGGCUCACGCCUGUAAUCCCAACACUUAGGGAGGCCGAGGCGGGCAGAUCACGAGGUCAGGAGUUUGAGACCAGCCUGACCAACAUGGUGAAACCUUGUCUCUACUAAAAAUACAAAAAUUAGCCAGGGGUGGUGGCAUAUGCCUGUAAUCCCAGCUACUCGGGAGGCUGAGGCAGGAAAAUCGCUUGAACCCAGGAGGCAGAGGUUGCCGUGAGUCGAGAUUGCGCCACUGCACUCCAGCCUGGGUGGCAAAGCAAGACUCCAUCUCAAAAAAAAGAAAGAAAAUUAGUAAUUGUAAGUACCCCUGAUAAGCAAGUUAGUAACUGUCAGUACCCCUGUUAAGCAAUUCCUUUUUGCAGUAGACUUCUGAAAUGAUAGGAUGCUGUUUUAAAAACAAAGAAAUAAAAUCCUGCUCCUGACUCAGUCAAAAUAUUUUUUAAAGUCUAUUGUUUCUUGUGCUUGCUGGUACUAAGAGGCUAUUUAAAAAUAUAAAACCGCUUUGUAUCCAUGGGGGUUUCAUUGUGUGUUAGCAGCAGUGAGCUUCUGUUAAAUGUAUACGCCCUUUAUUCCGUUUAAGUGGCUUUCAGCAAACCUCAGUCAUAUUCUUAUGCAGGGUAUUGCAAAACAACUUCUGUUCUAUUAAUUGUGUCUUCAAUUAAAAGACCACAGACUUCUGGAAACUCUUUACUAUAUAAGAAUUAUUUCCUUUGUUUAACAUAUUGGACAUUUCUGGCCGAGGUUAUGUGUAUGAUACACGUUUUUUGAUAGCAGCUGCAAUGUUGGACAGAAGAUGAAGUGCUUUGCUUUGAGUCAGAUUCUUAUGAAUAGCUGCUUUUCCCUGACUUUGAGUUAGGUAGCUUUGGAAGUAGCAUUAAUUCAGAUAAACUGCCAUCAUGCUGCGUUAUGCCAUUUCUAAAGACACUCAACUUGUACUUUUUAAAAAAAUAGAAAAAAUAAGCAUUUCAAUCUAAGUGGAAAUUUGACUCAUUGACUUACAUUUCUACGUUAAAAUUUCCCUUUAUAAAGUGUGCCUUAGGUUACCAAAUUAUAGAGGCUUUUGUUGGUGGUGGUAAGUGGUAGUGGUAGUGAGUGUAUACAGGCAGGGAAAUAUAUUUAUAAUAAAUUCUAUAUCAUGAAUUACAUAUUGAAAUAAAUAGGUGAAUAUAUAAAUUUAUA
This is a messenger RNA of Symphalangus syndactylus (siamang), 1944 nucleotides long. RefSeq names its product islet amyloid polypeptide (gene IAPP). The record is from RefSeq and is a predicted model, not a curated record. Gene Ontology annotation, cellular component: extracellular region. NCBI's taxonomy places the organism in Eukaryota, Metazoa, Chordata, Mammalia, Primates, Hylobatidae. Gene Ontology annotation, molecular function: hormone activity.